AUGCUAGCGGUACCAAGGAAAUAUCUGCACAAGAUUAUAUUCAGAGAAAGUGUUCCAUGCCAGAAAGUUGUGCAAUGUAGCCGCAGCUGGAAGGUCCUGGACGCUAUCCAGGCUGCGAUGGUCGCCCUUCCACGCUCCUGGAAGGUCCUGGACGCUAUCCAGGCUGCGAUGGUCGCCCCUCCACGCUCCUGGAAGGUCCUGGACGCUAUCCAGGUUGCGAUGGUCGCCCCUCCACGCUCCUGGAAGGUCCUGGACGCUACCCAGGCUUCGAUGGUCGCCCCUCCACGCUCCUGGAAGGUCCUGGACGCUAUCCAGGCUGCGAUGGUCGCCCUUCCACGCUCCUGGAAGGUCCUGGACGCUAUCCAGGUUGCGAUGGUCGCCCCUCCACGCUCCUGGAAGGUCCUGGACGCUAUCCAGGUUGCGAUGGUCGCCCCUCCACGCUCCUGGAAGGUCCUGGACGCUAUCCAGGUUGCGAUGGUCGCCCCUCCACGCUCCUGGAAGGUCCUGGACGCUAUCCAGGUUGCGAUGGUCGCCCCUCCACGCUCCUGGAAGGUCCUGGACGCUAUCCAGGCUACGAUGGUCGCCCCUCCACGCUCCUGGAAGGUCCUGGACGCUAUCCAGGUUGCGAUGGUCGCCCCUCCACGCUCCUGGAAGGUCCUGGACGCUAUCCAGGCUACGAUGGUCGCCCCUCCACGCUCCUGGAAGGUCCUGGACGCUAUCCAGGUUGCGAUGGUCGCCCCUCCACGCUCCUGGAAUCUGCAAUGA
Messenger RNA from Procambarus clarkii (red swamp crayfish), 765 nucleotides. NCBI's taxonomy places the organism in Eukaryota, Metazoa, Arthropoda, Malacostraca, Decapoda, Cambaridae. The record is from RefSeq and is a predicted model, not a curated record.